This is a messenger RNA of Cynara cardunculus var. scolymus (artichoke), 1701 nucleotides long. Its product is annotated as tubby-like F-box protein 5. The transcript is spliced from 4 exons. Gene Ontology annotation, molecular function: protein binding. The coding region runs from base 292 to 1485 and encodes 397 amino acids. Lineage: Eukaryota; Viridiplantae; Streptophyta; Magnoliopsida; Asterales; Asteraceae. The record is from RefSeq and is a predicted model, not a curated record.
AUCCUAAAAACUUUACCAAUUCCUUUCUAGGGUUUUUGCCUUAGGUUUGCUACUACUUAAGUUUCUUGAGUUCGUAUUCUGUAUGAUUCAGAUUUUUCUUUCGGUUUGUGUAACUGAAGGGAUGAACUCGAAUCUACAUGUUAAAAAUGCUUCCAAAAAUCACGAAGACCUCUAAUUUUACAAAUUUUUGCAAAGGGAUUUUGGUUUAGAUUUGCCGAUACUUCAGUUUUGAUUAGUUUGUUUCUGAAAUUUUGAAGGGAGGACUUGAGAUUGGCAUGAUAUAUCAUCAAGAUGUCAUUCAAAAACAUUGUGCGCGAGCUGGGGGAUGCGAUUGGUAACAUGUCAAGAAGAGGAAUUGAAGGGAAACACUGGCGAAACUGUACUCGAUCGCAUAUUGCUCCUGAUGUAGCUCCAUCGGAAUCGAUAAGCGAAGGCCAGUGGGCACACUUGCCUCCUGAACUGCUUUUGGAUAUAAUUCGUAGGGUUGAAGAGAGUGAGACGUCUUGGCCGGCCAGAACUGUUGUCGUCUAUUGUGCAUCAGUUUGUAAGCCAUGGAGGGAUAUUACUAAAGAGAUUGUGAAGACUCCUGAAGAAUGUGGAAGGUUAACAUUUCCUAUCUCGUUGAAGCAGCCGGGUCCUCGUGAUUCUCCAAUUCAGUGCUACAUAAAAAGAGAUCGAGCAACUUCCACUUUCCGUUUGUACUUUGGGCUGACUCCAUCUGAAGACGAGAGUGAUAAGUUAUUGUUGGCAGCCAAAAAGACUCGAAGGGCAACAAGUACAGAAUUCUUGAUUUCUUUGGUUGCAGAUGAUUUUUCAAGAGCAAGCUCUACUUACGUUGGCAAACUGAGGUCUAAUUUUCUUGGAACCAAAUUCACCAUGUAUGAUAGCCAACCUCCAAGUGAUGAAGCCUUUCAAGCUAAUCAUAGCCGUUCAAGUCGAAGAUUCCAUACAAAGCAAGUAUCUCCUCGACUCCCCGCAUGUAACUACAACAUAGCCACUAUGUCGUAUGAGCUCAAUGUACUACGUACACGAGGUCCUAGAAGAAUGAACUGUUCCAUGCAUUAUAUACCCAUCUCCUCAAUCCAAGAAGGGGGCACUGCUCCAACUCCAAAAUCUUUCCCACAGUCCUCCGAAGAGAUACUUCCCCUUUCAUCACCUUCUAUGAAAGGGAAAUCUAUAUCCGACACCAUCUGCAAGGACUCUUUGGUCCUUAUCAACAAAUCCCCGAGAUGGCAUGAACAAUUACAAUGUUGGUGUCUGAAUUUCAAAGGCCGUGUUACAGUGGCUUCUGUGAAGAAUUUUCAGCUCGUAGCUUCUGUUGAUCCUUCUCAAAAUGUGCCGGCUGCAGACCAAAAUAAAGUGAUUCUACAAUUUGGGAAGAUUGGACAAGACAUUUUCACAAUGGAUUAUCGAUACCCACUAUCUGCAUACCAAGCCUUUGCUAUCUGCCUUAGCAGUUUCGACACAAAACCAGCAUGCGAAUGACAUGAGUCUCAUUGUGAGUUAUCAGGUCAGUCUUAUCUUUGCGUAGUCACUCACUCCACACACAAAAUUGUCUAAUGCUGAUAAUAUGUUAGCUGCGAGAUGAGUAGUUUCUCCUUGUAGCAAUUGUAGUUAUGACAAACAUGUGUUUUGUUAUUUAAACUCUUUCAAUUUAUCUCUUCGCGUUAAAUGUGUUAUAUAGCUUGGAAAUUAGAGGUC